AUGCGUUGUUCCUGUAGGACAGCUUUGGCUCGUUGGCGAGCGGUGUAUGUGGACAAAGUGCAAGAACAAAAACGUCGCCCGUUUCAAGUGACCGAGUGCACUAGUUUGAAAGAUGCGAUGUACUAUCGACGACAAAUCAUUCAUGAUAUAUCCCGAAAAAUAGCUCAAAUACAGAAUCCUAGUCUCGGGGAAUACAAACUGCGAGAUUUGAACGAUGAUAUUAAUAAACUGGUUCGCGAAAAAGCACAUUGGGAAGAUCACAUAAAAAAUUUAGGUGGCCCAGAUUUUAAGGCCGAAGCCCCAAAAAUGCUCGAAAAAGUGGGUAAGGAAGUUCCGGGAAACAAAGGUUAUCGGUAUUACGGUGCUGCCAGAGAUCUUCCCGGAGUUCGUGAGUUGUUCGAAGAGGAACCGCAACCGGUGGCUAAAAAGUCUCGAGGCGAACUGAUGAAAAUGAUCGAUGUGUCCUAUUACGGAAAUUGCGAUGAAGAUGACGGAGUGAUCGUUCCACAAGAGGCAAAAUAUGAACAGGAAUAUAUCGCUCGGAAAGUGGCUGAAUGGAAAGCACGGCGUGAGGAUCCUAAUCAGAAGAGCCCAGCUGCUCGAAGAGCUCUAGCCACUGAGGAUGUGGAUGUAGACGAAUUGGAUGAGGACACGGCCGACUCAAAGAAUAUCUAUGCAGCCGGGGAUAAUCCUGCUGAUGACGAAAUCAUGCGACUGUACGAGGCGAUUGAUAUAGACGAGCGUACAACAUCAGAUAAUUUACCCACCGCUGCCCAACUGACCGCGUUGGGUGCGCAGAGUCAAGAUGAGGAAGAAGAGGACGAGUACAUCGCAAUGCUGAAUAGCCGAGUUUCUGGAAAAACAAUGAGCUCUCUGGGAAGCAUCAAACGGACUUUUGUUGCGCACGUGCCUGUCUACACCCAGCAGCAGGUUGAGGCGUCCUUGCUUGCACAGAAGAAGCGUGAGAUCUUGGAAAAAUACAUGUCUGAGGAAUUGAUCGCCAGCAUGACGCAGACCGGGGAAAUUCUCGGAAUGGAGGAUGGUAAUUCCACGGAUCUAUCGACAUCUACACUAGCCGCACAAAUCGUCGAAGGCGAAGCAGAAGUGGAAGACGAAGAGGAAGAAAAUCAUUAG
Molecule: messenger RNA, 1134 nt
Organism: Echinostoma caproni
Lineage: Eukaryota; Metazoa; Platyhelminthes; Trematoda; Plagiorchiida; Echinostomatidae
Source: the annotation of a GenBank genome assembly